UCUUGAGAAGCAAUGGCCACAGAAGUCCCUGUGAAUAUAGCACCCCCUGAACGCAGCACUGUUGUUAGCACAGCAGCUGACAGCCUCCUCUGGCAGCCAAACUCACUAAAUAUGCAUGUCAUCAGGCCCAAGUCCGCCAAGGGUCGGACACGGCCACUUCUGCACAGAUCCCAGGGCACAGAGCCCUGCUCUCACCACACACUGUCUUCUCCGCCCCCAGCCAUUCCCUGCGAGUCUCCAAGCAGCCAAAAAGCGGGAGCCUGUGCACCCAAGUCUCCAAAUCAGGGAGCUUCUGACGAGAUCCCUGAGCUGCUACAGCAGGUGCCCAUUGGAGCUACCUCUUCUCUUAAUAAAUAUCCAGUCCUUCCUUCCAUCAACAGAAGGAACUUGGAGGAGGGUGCUGUGGAGACAGUGUCUGAAAAGGCCAGCUCGUUGCAACUGAGCAGCAUCCGGGCUCUUUACCAAGAGGAGACCUACGCUAUGAAGACAGGUGAAGAAGAUUCCAGAGCUCAAGCUUGUGCCCUGGAGAGGAAAUUCAUCGCCCGAACCAAGAGACAGAACCCUUCCAGGGCUGGAAACCUGGAGGAACCAUCAGACCAAGAGCCAAGGCUGCUGCUUGCUGUCAGAUCACCAUCAGGCCAAAGGUUUGUACGCCACUUCCGGCCAACUGAUGACUUGCAGACUGUUGUUGCUGUGGCUGAACAGAAGAACAAAACCUCCUACCAACGCUGCAGCAUUGAAACAAUGGAGGUGCCCAGGAGACGUUUCUCUGACCUCACCAAAUCUCUCCAAGAGUGCAGAAUCCCGCACAAGUCAGUGCUGGGCAUCUCACAGGAAGACAGGGAGGGGUGCCCCUGAGUCCACAACCACCCAGCUGGGGUCCUGGGUUUCUGAGCAAGGACCCUGCUGGGUGCUGUGGCCUCCUGGGCAGCGUGUUCCAAGUGCCAUGUGGGCCGGGUGCAGCUGGGCUCCUUGGGGCUCUUGUCUCCACAGCAUGUCCUCAGGCAGUGACACCUGCACUUGUGCUGAGUAGGCUAAGCAGACUCCCUUCCCACUGUUAAUUCUCUCCACCAUCGGUGUGAACUGGCAAGUUACUAAAGCUGUUCCUGAAACAGCUGUGACCAGGGCUUUUCCUUUCCAGAGUUCCAGGUCUUUCUAAAUAACAGUCCUUUCUGGAGCUCCUGCUUGCCUUUACAAUGAACUCUGAUCUUCUCAAAGUCAGUGAUUUGCCUUUCCAUAUUUGAUGCAGGAUUAAACACUUCC
Carlito syrichta (Philippine tarsier) is the source of this 1263-nucleotide messenger RNA. It is a transcript of the gene UBXN10, whose product is annotated as UBX domain protein 10. The transcript has a single exon. The record is from RefSeq and is a predicted model, not a curated record. NCBI's taxonomy places the organism in Eukaryota, Metazoa, Chordata, Mammalia, Primates, Tarsiidae. The coding region runs from base 13 to 858 and encodes 281 amino acids. Gene Ontology annotation, molecular function: protein binding.